ACUGAUGAUUGCAAGUCAAUAUCAACCUGAAUCUAUUUUGGAUGCUUUAACUCCAUAUUUGUCGGGAUCAAGACCAAUAGUGAUUUAUCACCUUAAUAAAGAAAUGUUAAUUAACACCUGUGUACGUAUGAGGAUCUCUAAAAAUUAUCUUAAUCCACAAAUUACUGAAAGCUGGUUAAGACAAUAUCAGGUGCUACCUGGGAGAACACAUCCAUUUAUGUCAACUAGUGGUGGUGGUGGAUAUUUAUUAACUGCAACAUGUGUAAUAAUAGAUGACGACAGCUCUCCUUCAGUAUCAAAGAAUUCUUCUAAUUCUAAAACUAAUCAAUCAAAUAAUAAUAAUAAUAUCAAUAAUAUCAUUGGAGAAGAAGAUUCAGUAAAGCAUGGAAAAAAACCUAAAAUAGAAUAA
Molecule: messenger RNA, 409 nt
Organism: Entrophospora sp. SA101
Lineage: Eukaryota; Fungi; Glomeromycota; Glomeromycetes; Entrophosporales; Entrophosporaceae
Source: the annotation of a GenBank genome assembly